AGAACACCUUCAAGAUAAGCAGACAUCGAAGGUGCCAGGAAUAAAGUAAAGGAAAGAGUAGGUAGUUGUUAAUGCAACAACCGCUUUUGAGAACUCCGGCUUUCAGACAAAAAAACGCCUCGAUAUCACCACAAAGCUCAAUAUCAGAUCUCGAUAGCUAUCUUCGAUUCGUUUGAUAAGUCCAAACGAGAUAGCCACCCUUCUCCAUCUGCUAUGGAUAUCGUGUGUGAUAAUCCAUUGAGAAAGACCAAAGAUAGUUUGGGUGAGAAAAAGGGAGGCAAACCUAUAUGGUAUUGCUGUCAAUGUGGGCUAGGCCCGAUGAUCAUCAACACUACUCCGUCGUGCAUAUUCUGUAAUCAGCACACAAGAUGUGGAGGAUGCGAUACUGCUUGAUAUACCAUGUUGAGUUAAUAUAAAGGGACCUAUGAAAUGGGAAUUAUGUAGAUUGACUGAGCUAGUUGAUUUAUUCUAAGUUUAUGAAGGACCGUUAUGUCCAGGUUAUAUGACUAUCAUCAAAAACA
Messenger RNA from Annulohypoxylon maeteangense, 521 nucleotides. RefSeq lists its product as uncharacterized. The record is from RefSeq and is a predicted model, not a curated record. NCBI's taxonomy places the organism in Eukaryota, Fungi, Ascomycota, Sordariomycetes, Xylariales, Hypoxylaceae. The transcript has 3 exons. The coding region runs from base 214 to 393 and encodes 59 amino acids.